Messenger RNA from Cladocopium goreaui, 1096 nucleotides. Lineage: Eukaryota; Dinophyceae; Suessiales; Symbiodiniaceae. The record is from the annotation of a GenBank genome assembly.
UAAAUGGGUUUGUUGGAAACUGGGGUGGUAUACCCCAAUAUGUUUUUUUAAUGGAGAAAAUGAUGAACAACUAGUGGAAAUAGGUGCACGCCCUUUUCAGACACUCCGAAGGAUUUAUAUAUGUGACCACUUGGAUUCAAAGCCAGAAUAUCACCCCCUUGUCAUCUACAAGGAUGCAGGGAAAGAUGAAAUAUUGGCCCCCUCUGAUGGGCCAGGUCAUUCCUGUCUUGAAUAGGAAAACCCUCUGGCAAUCAUGGCAAUAGAACAUCCCCAAUUUAUCAAUUUGUGGAUGAUGUUCCCAUUCAAACCUUCAUUUCUAAUCAUUUCUAGGGGAUUUCCCAUUGCCAUGUUUCAUGACACCGGAGGGUAAGCCAGGGCAUAACCCUUCAUCCGGCAGGUUGCCUGCAGCGCCGACUUCGGCAAGUCAGCUGCCAGCCCCUGAGGCUGAGAAAGCGGUUCGAAGUAAAGGCUCUGCUAGCAGAGGUAGAGAAGCACCAAAACAGGACUCUCAGCUCAAGGUGCCGGAGAAGGCUUCCAGCAGAUUGCGGGCGGCCUCAGCUGAUUCCAAUGCCUCCUAUGUCUCGGCAGUGUCACAGCGUGGUUCCUCGGUCCCUGCCCCUCCUGUACAGCGCUUGCAGGAACCCGCUGCAGAGCCGGCCGUAGAGGAAGCAUCACAGGGCUACAAACAGCGGCGAGCAAUGUUGCUGGCUCAGCAAAGAUAUCGGGAAAGCAUGUCCUACGGCCGACGGCGACAGAGUGCGCUGGCGCGAAGUGGAGACAAUGCCACAUUCCUGUCCUUUGCAGAGUACAGGAAAGCCAUGUCUUAUGGGGCUCGAAGGGCGCAAGACUUAGCCGCUGACAGUGUGGCCUAACCUUUGGUGACGGCAGACUGUUACCUCCAUGGUGCUGUCACUGCUGUCAGCCACAAAGAACCAACUUCAAGAGUUCAAGAAUCUUCAUCGCAAAGCAAGCUUUGCAUGAAAUCAAGGCUUUUGUAGCCAAAAUGAAAUCCAGCGAUUUGAAUCCUUGAUCGCAAAAUGCGAUUUUUAGAGGCUUCAUAUCUCCCGAGAAAUCAACACAAUUAUGAUUGACAAAA